This is a messenger RNA of Anthonomus grandis grandis, 953 nucleotides long. RefSeq lists its product as uncharacterized. Bases 96 to 581 code for a protein of 161 amino acids. NCBI's taxonomy places the organism in Eukaryota, Metazoa, Arthropoda, Insecta, Coleoptera, Curculionidae. The transcript has 2 exons. The record is from RefSeq and is a predicted model, not a curated record.
AGCAAAUGAAAGGCUAGCGUUGACGCUACGAUUUUUAGCCUGGGAGAUCGUUUGAGGAUCUAAUCAUUUCUUCUACAACCAUAAGUGAAAUUGUGAUGGAGGUUUGCAACGCCAUAAUUGAAUUAUUGGCAGACUACAUCAAAAUACCAUUAACCAGAGACGAAUGGGAGAAAGUAGCAAAUGAUUUUGGGGCAAAGUGGCAAUUUUGGAACUGCCUUGGGGCAAUAGACGGAAAACACGUUCGCAUUAUUAAACCAGCGAAUUCCGGAUCAAGGUACUAUAAUUACGAGGGCACCCACAGCAUCGUUUUGAUGGCGAUUGUAGAUGCUAAUUAUAAUUUUAUAAUGGUUGAUGUUGGCACUAACGGACGGGUAUCGGAUGGAAGAGUUCUUUACAAUGGCGAUUUUUGGGAAAUGUUUCAAAACAAUUGGUUGAAUAUUCCUGAUGCCUCAAAACUGCCAAAUACCGACGAAAAAAAAUUUCCUUACGUUUUUAUAGGGAAUGAUGCCUUUGCGCUGAGCGAACAAUUAUUGAAGCCAUUUAGCCAAGAGGAUUUUAUCAGUGACAAACCGAAUUUUUAAUUACCGAUUGUCACGGGCUCGCCGAGUAGUUGAAAACGCAUUUGGCAUACUUGUUACUCGAUUUGGUGUAUUUCAAAAAGCUAUAAAUUUAUCACCAGAAAAGGCCACCGUUGUUGUUUUAGCCUGCUGCUAUCUACACAAUUUUUUAAUGAAAACAGCAAAUACAAAUAAUUAUUAUAAUAAUAGAUUAAAUGUAGAAAACAAGGAAACAGGGGACGUCGUUAUUGGCACAGACAGAUUCGAACAUACAUUGAAUGGGCUUCGUUUAGGAUCAUAUCGAAAUGCAUCAAAAAACGCUAAGCAAGUUAGGGAACGCUUUAGGAACUACUUAAAUAAAGAGGGGCAAGUGGAUUGGCAAAGAAAAAUAUUGAA